This is a messenger RNA of Suillus clintonianus, 2419 nucleotides long. RefSeq lists its product as uncharacterized. The transcript has 6 exons. Lineage: Eukaryota; Fungi; Basidiomycota; Agaricomycetes; Boletales; Suillaceae. The record is from RefSeq and is a predicted model, not a curated record. Bases 1 to 2364 code for a protein of 787 amino acids.
AUGGACUAUGCCCUUUGUGAGGCUGCCCACCACAACAUGGAAGGCAUAACCAGGGCGGUCACCUUCUAUGAUAUCAACUGUCAAUACAACAAACACUUUCGGGCUCGGGUGGAUCGAAGCCGAUUUCUCGAAAUGGUUCCAGAAUUGACCAUCAUUCCCGGAAUCGGGUUGUGGCACAUACACGGACAUCAGGACAGCUGCUACGUCCGAUAUGCGUCGAAUUUUAUUGAAGGCAUCGGUCGGAUCGAUGGAGAGAUCAUGGAGACCCUAUGGUCACGUCUUAACCUGAUUUCUCCUGCUGCCCGUGGAAUGUCCCCCGCAUCGAAAGGAAUGUCUCGAUUAUCAGAUGAACGAUUCCAAUUUUGCAAGAUGAUCCGCAUGAAAAGGACCCUUUCCCGUAAAUACAAGCAGGCGAAGAAUGGCAUCGCCGAAAGCGAAAAGGCUUUCGAGAGACUUGACGAAGCCGCACCCGGCGAUUCAAAGACAGAAUGGUUAGCCAGCGAGAGCAUCGCUCAGUCCAGCAGAAUAAAUGAUCCUUCGGCUAUGGAUGUAUAUGAGAUCAAUAUCAAGAAGGCACCGAGCAAAAAGGAGAUCGAGCUUAGACUACUGGAGGAGGGUAAUGCCCGAAAUGCAGCGCCUGCUCGUAGAUCUGUGGCGACAUGGAUAUCAAUGGGGUUGGCGAUUGAAGAAGCUCAAAUCGCAUUGCUCAUCGAGAUCCGAAGAAUUGGUAGAAGAACUACCGAGACACAGAGGUUAGACAUCGCCCGGCAACGUGAUCGUCUCCAAGGACAGAUAGAUGGAUUCACUCGGUCUGCUAUCACUCAUCUCGGAGAGGGAUUUGAUGCAGAUGACGAUCCUGAUGACUUGAACGUAGACAUUCUCGAUGAUCUCGAUGAUGACUCGACAGACUUCACAGAGACAUCUGACACGUGGGCGAACUCCCCCGAGCUCACUGUAAUCCCAUUGCCAUCAAACCUUGGGGUAGAUCGAUGCAGACACUGCAUGGCAGAGGAUCUCAUUCCGCUGGAGUUGUCCCUUCGUGAAGGGCAGGCCAACGACUCCCUUCACAACCUCCGAAUUCACUUGUGCAACAAGGCGAUUCUGUUCCGAACGACAGUUAGGCAAGCGAAAUCCCAGGCCCUAAAAACUCGAGCUUGGUCCCAGGUGACGUCCGUGCAGCAGGCAGUGUCCCUGCAUGCAAGUAUAUAUAAGACAAGGAAGCAAAUGAUGCAACUUGAGCCGAGCGAAGACCAGGUGCAGAAAUACAAACCCCUGCUUCGCGAGCAGCUCAAAAUCAGCACUGCCGUCGGCGAUCCAAAUGCCCGAGGUCAGCGAAACGAGUCCCUCGCUUGGUUCUGGUCUGUCGAAGUUGACCUGGGGGUCCUGAUCAGUCGUGGAAUCAGGAAUCUGACGGACCCAUGUGAAGUUUACCGAGUGCAUUGGCUUCGGGCAAAGGCCCUACGAGAUAGAUGGAAGGAAGAAAUGAUGUUGGUUGAAUUGGAGAUGGAUUGGACAUACAACUUUUUCUUGUGGAAAGCAACCCAAUGGGGUGACAGGAUGCGCGAGUCAUUGGUGAAACACCUUCCGGGUCAUGCAUGCUACUCGGGAAGGCAAUCCCAAAUGUAUUCAUUGCUGGCACAGGAUGCCCAGGCAGCAUUUCAAGACCUGAAGGGCGGCAUGUCUGUAGUGCAUCCUCCCCCUGCAUCAUCUUCUCAUUCUCAGAAUUCCGGCAAAGGGUUCAAACCCCUCACACUCACUCAGGCAGAUCUUGCAGCUACAAUGGCAAUGGCUGGAUCUCGGAUCCGAGCCUGCAUAUCUCAAUAUCAGAUGGAGGCUGCCCACACCAAGGAGCCUUCUGCUGCUCGGAUCAUGCACUUCAAAGCCGGGCUGCAAUGGGAGAUAUCCACUUUUGUGACUCCCAUCCUGCAGUACUCAACUGCCAGGCACAUCAUUUUGGUUGUUCCAAGCCCGGUCACUCAUAUUCUUCUGUUGAUUCCCGAGCUCACCUGGAACAUGGUUCCGGACGACGUCUUUUCAUCCCACCUGUGCGAGUUUCAUGAUGAUUCAGAUCUGGGGGAUCCCUCCCGGAUUGUAUCAUGCUAUGGAGCUCAAUGGUGGACCGGGACAACUGAAAUCCCACAGGAAGUAUGGGAAUGGGAUCUGUCAGGAGUUGAGAAUGAACGUAUUGUUGUUCCCGAGAAGGUGGCUGACACCUCGGUUGCAUCACUGAAGGCACUGAGGUGGAUGAGAGAACGCCUCCUGACAGUGAUUCAGGAUCAACAAGAUGGCAUCCGCGAAAAGAUGGCUGAGAUUGAGAUGUACACAGCCGUCCUAACCAAAUUGAAGCCUAGGGGACCGGAGUAGUUGUAGUCCUUCAGUUCAGAAUGAAGUCUAAAUUCUGUAUAAAAUGCACUUACGG